Messenger RNA from Juglans microcarpa x Juglans regia, 1000 nucleotides. RefSeq names its product stress-response A/B barrel domain-containing protein UP3-like. The transcript has a single exon. The coding region runs from base 88 to 903 and encodes 271 amino acids. The record is from RefSeq and is a predicted model, not a curated record. NCBI's taxonomy places the organism in Eukaryota, Viridiplantae, Streptophyta, Magnoliopsida, Fagales, Juglandaceae.
UUAACCUCAACUAACUCCAAUGCAUCGCUAUCGAAGCACAGAUCAGUUCACUCUUUCAGACACUCGUUCCGGGAUAUCUUAAAGACGAUGCUCUCCCUGAAGGGCCGUACACUGUUUUCCCCUCCAUUUUCCUUCGCACUCUCGCUCCCCAAACACAUCCCUCAUCUUAGGCCCUCAUUUUCCCUCAAAACCUACUCUCAAUCCUCACCUUCCAAAUCCCCCGUUAAGAUGUCCUCGUCUCAGACCGUCGUCGAGCACGUCGUACUCGUCAAGGUCAAAGAGAAUACCGACCUCUCCAAGGUCAACACCAUGGUCAGUCGCCUCAACAGCUUGAGCUCCCUCGAGCAAGUCCUCCACCUCACCGCCGGUCCGGUCCUCCGAUCCGGGUCCUCCUCCCUUAACUUCACCCACGCACUCCACAGCCGCUACAGGACCAAGGACGACCUCGCGGCCUACUCUGCCCACCCCAGCCACCUCAGCGUGGUCAAGGAGUCCCUCCUCCCGAUCAUCGACGACAUCAUGGCGGUCGAUUGGGUCGCCGCCGGUGGCGAUGUUGAUGAUUUUGUCGUCCCACCGCCUGGCUCCGCCAUUCGAUUCACCUUCUUGAAGCUCAAGGAGAACUUGGGUGAUAACGUAAAAUCUGAGAUCCUCGCGGUUAUUAAGGAAAUUAAGGGCAAUUUCUCCCAGAUCAAGCAGAUUAGUUGCGGGGAAAACUUCUCGCCGGCGAGAGCCAAGGGGUUCUCGCUGGCUUCGCUAGUGAUUUUUCCAGAAGUGAGCGAAAUGGAGGCGGUGGAUUCGAACGAGGAAUGGAUGAAUUCCCAAAAGGAGAAGGUUAGGGAUUACCUGGAGGGCGUGGUCUGCGUUGAUUAUGUGAUACCGCAGCCACAAUCCGCGAGUCUCUGAUUGGUAUAAUUUUUAUUUUGUUAUGUCACCUGGAAAACUUGUUUGAUCAAUAGAAGGGCUUUAGCUUCGUUAUUGAAGCUGCUUUUGAAGUCAAAAA